AUGGUGGUGGUGGACGCGUCGGAGUUCGGGGCGGAGGGGUUCGACCCGAAGCGGUGGAUCAACGCGGCGCUGGACGCGCGGCACCCGUCCGAGCCGCUCGACCGCUUCCUCGCCGACGCCGAGGAGCGGCUCCGCGCCGCGGCCGACGACGCGGGGGCCGCGCUCGAGCGGGACAGCGCCGACGCGCUCCGCCGCGUCCCGCUCGCCUGCCGCGACGCGCUCAGGCUCCGCGACGACGCCCUCGCGCUGCGCUCCCACCUCGCCUCCGUCCUCCAGUCCCUCUCCCAGGCUGAGGGCUCAUCUGCUGAGUCAAUAACUGCGCUAGCACGAAUUGAUACUGUGAAACAACGCAUGGAAGCUGCAUACACGACAUUGCAGGAUGCAGCUGGACUAGCUCAGUUGAGCCAAAGUGUUGAGGAUGUGUUUUCGAGUGGCGAUCUUCCAAAAGCCGCAGAAACCCUGGCAACCAUGAGACAUUGCUUGUCAGCAGUUGGGGAGGUUGCAGAGUUUGCUAAUGUGAGAAAGCAGCUUGAAGUAUUGGAAGAAAGGCUGGACGAAAUGGUUCAGCCCCGUUUAUUGGAUGCCCUUUCUAACCGCAAGAUUGAUGCCGUGCAAGAUCUUCGUGGUAUAUUGACACGUAUUGGGAGGUUCAAGUCACUAGAGGUGCAAUACACUAAGAUUCAUAUCAAGCCUCUGAAGAAACUCUGGGAAGAUUUUGACCUAAAGCAAAGGGCCAACAGGGCAGAGGUGGAGAAGCGUGGUGGUGAAAUCACUAGUGUCUCAUUCUCAAGCUGGCUGCCAAGUUUCUAUGAUGAGACACUACUUUACCUUGAACAAGAAUGGAAGUGGUGCUUGACUGCAUUCCCUGAAGAAUACAGAUCACUGGUCCCAAAAGUACUUGUGGAGACCAUGAGUGAGUUGAAUUCAAGCUUUGUCUCUCGUGUUAAUGUAGCAACUGGGGAUGCUGUUCCUGAAACCAGAUCUGUUGCAAAAGGUGUACUGGAUGUUAUAUCAGGUGACUUGCCAAAAAGCAUCAAAUUGCAGAAUAAACAUCUUGCUGCACUAAUCGAAUUGCACAACAUGACUGGCACUUUUGCUCGGAACAUUCAGCACUUAUUUUCAGAAUCAGAUCUUGGAGUUGUGCUGAAUACAUUGAAAGCUAUUUAUUCCCCAUAUGAAACCUUUAAGAUGAGGUACGGGCAGAUGGAGCGCGCUGUGCUUUCUGCUGCGAUGGCCGGUAUAGAUAUCCGUGGAGCCAUCUCCCGUGGUUUAGGUGCACAAGGUAUAGAGCUAAGUGAAACUGUCCGUAGGAUGGAGGAAUCCAUCCCACAGAUGAUAGUACUUCUUGAAGCAGCUGUUGAGAGAUGCAUUAGUCUCACUGGUGGAUCAGAGGCAGAUGAACUGGUACUGGCUCUUGAUGACGUCAUGCUGCAAUACAUAUCUAAUCUACAAGAAACUUUGAAGUCCCUGAGGACGGUAUGUGGGUUGGAUAAUACCACACAUACUGAUGCCUUGAAAAAAGAUGCAGGAUUAGAGAAAAAGGAAGCACCACGAUUGGUGGAUGUGUCUGAAGAGGAAGAAUGGUCAAUUGUCCAGGGUGCUUUGCAGGUUCUUACAGUUGCCGAUUGCUUAACUAGCAGGACCUCAGUUUUCGAAGCUUCUUUAAGGGCUACUCUUGCCAGGAUUGGAACAAACUUUUCUCUUUCCGGAUUUGGUUCUAGCAUGGAUAAAUCAUCUGCUGGUACUGCUGAUGACAACUCGGGAGCACCUCUGGGUGGGAGGGCAGCACUUGAUAUUGCAACCAUUCGACUCACCAAUCUACCAGACAAGUCUAAGAAACUCCUCACUGUGCUAGAACAGUCAAAAGAUCCAAGGUUCCACGCUCUUCCCGUCACGUCACAAAGAGUUGCGGCCUUCUCAGACAAAGUAAACGAGCUUGUAUAUGAUGUGCUCAUUUCCAAAGUCCGGCAGCGUCUCUGUGAGAUUGCCCGCCUCCCAAUCUGGUCGUCCGUGGAGGAGCAGGGUGGUCUUCCUCUUCCAAGCUUCAGUGCGUACCCACAGUCAUACGUGACCAGUGUCGGGGAGUAUCUCCUCACUUUGCCACAGCAGUUGGAGCCUCUCGCUGAAGGCAUCUCAGGCAGUGAGGCUGGCAAUGAUGAGGCUCAGUUCUUUGCUACAGAGUGGAUAUUCAAGGUCGCCGAGGGUGCCACCGCCCUGUUCAUGGAGCAGCUGCGCGGGAUCCACUACAUCACGGACCGGGGCGCCCAGCAGCUCGCGGCGGACAUCGAGUACCUGAACAACGUCCUCUCGGCACUGUCGAUGCCGAUCCCUCCAUUCCUCUCCACCUUCCACGCCUGCAUCUCGACCCCGAGGGACCAGGUCCGCGACCUGAUAAAAUCGGAUGGCGGGACCCAGCUGGACCUCCCCACCGCCCAUCUCGUCUCCAAGAUCCGGCGCAUCUCGCUAGAGUAG
Molecule: messenger RNA, 2472 nt
Organism: Triticum turgidum subsp. durum (durum wheat)
Lineage: Eukaryota; Viridiplantae; Streptophyta; Magnoliopsida; Poales; Poaceae
Source: the annotation of a GenBank genome assembly